Alligator sinensis (Chinese alligator) is the source of this 2040-nucleotide messenger RNA. RefSeq names its product WD repeat domain, phosphoinositide interacting 2 (gene WIPI2). NCBI's taxonomy places the organism in Eukaryota, Metazoa, Chordata, Crocodylia, Alligatoridae. Gene Ontology annotation, cellular component: phagophore assembly site membrane; extrinsic component of membrane; cytosol. Gene Ontology annotation, biological process: autophagy of mitochondrion; protein localization to phagophore assembly site; nucleophagy. Gene Ontology annotation, molecular function: phosphatidylinositol-3,5-bisphosphate binding; phosphatidylinositol-3-phosphate binding; protein binding. The transcript has 11 exons. The record is from RefSeq and is a predicted model, not a curated record. The coding region runs from base 505 to 1437 and encodes 310 amino acids.
UCACAGCCUUUGUCCUAUCUGACUUGCUCAGUGUUCAGGAAACUAAUUACUCCAUGGUUGUCCUUUUGUUUAUUCAUUUUUGGUCAGGUUUCUUAACCACUAUUCUUACUGAGCUUUGAAUCUUGCCCUAUUCUAGGUCAGGUAAAAUUGAUGGGUUAUUUCAUUUCUUUUCCUAGCUAAUUUGAUGCGUUUCUUUACAGGUCCUUAGCUGUUGGCAGUAAGUCAGGUUACAAAUUCUUCUCUCUUUCUUCUGUGGACAAAUUGGAGCAGAUCUAUGAAUGCACUGACACAGAAGACGUGUGCAUCGUGGAGAGGCUGUUCUCCAGCAGCUUGGUGGCCAUAGUUAGCCUUAAAGCCCCACGCAAGUUGAAAGUCUGCCACUUCAAGAAAGGGACUGAGAUUUGCAACUACAGUUAUUCCAACACAAUUCUGGCUGUGAAACUCAAUAGACAGAGGCUAAUAGUAUGUCUGGAAGAGUCUCUUUAUAUACACAACAUACGAGACAUGAAAGUACUGCACACAAUCAGGGAGACUCCUCCCAACCCUGCAGGUUUGUGUGCGUUGUCAAUAAACAAUGACAACUGCUACCUGGCCUACCCAGGGAGUGCAACCAUCGGAGAAGUGCAAGUCUUUGAUACCAUCAAUCUGAGAGCAGCAAAUAUGAUCCCAGCUCAUGAUAGUCCCUUGGCAGCAUUGGCUUUUGAUGCAAGUGGUACUAAACUUGCCACAGCAUCAGAAAAAGGGACAGUGAUCCGAGUAUUUUCCAUUCCAGAGGGACAGAAAAUCUUUGAAUUCCGAAGGGGAGUGAAGAGGUGUGUGAGCAUCUGCUCGUUGGCUUUCAGCAUGGAUGGUAUGUUUUUGUCUGCAUCAAGUAACACGGAGACGGUGCAUAUCUUCAAACUCGAGACUGUGAAAGAAAAACCUCAGGAAGAGCCUACUACCUGGACAGGUUACUUUGGGAAAGUGCUGAUGGCCUCAACAAGCUAUCUGCCUUCUCAGGUCACAGAAAUGUUUAACCAGGGCAGAGCCUUUGCUACGGUCCGCCUGCCGUUCUGUGGGCACAAAAACAUCUGUUCACUUGCCACAAUCCAGAAGAUUCCUCGCUUACUAGUGGGAGCUGCUGAUGGCUAUCUCUACAUGUACAACCUGGACCCCCAAGAAGGAGGGGAGUGCACACUAAUGAAACAGCACAAGCUUGAUGGCAGUAUGGAGCCAGCAAAUGAAAUUUUAGAGUCUGCAUCACAUGACCGGCCAUUAGUAGCACAGACAUACAGUGCCGCUGUGACUAAAGGUACUUACGUGCCUUCAUCACCCACAAGGCAUGCCUAUACAGAGGACCUGGGCGCAGUGGGUGGAGCUUGCUUGGAAGAUGAAACCAACGCCCUGCGACUGGACGAAGACAGUGAGCACCCCCCCAUGAUUCUUCGGACAGACUGAACUUUGACCCGUGAACUCACUCCUGAAGCAGAGAACACUGGCUUGACGUUUCUUGAGGAAUCUUGUGUUAUGCUGCUAUGAACUUUGACAUGAGUUGGGAGAGAGGAUGACAGACUCUAAAGUUUUAAAAGUUGUAGCUGUAGUCCUAAUUCUAUACCAUUGGAGAAAAAAAAUACACGGUUUUCAAUUCAGUGGCUUUUAAUCUUGCUUAUCUAUUUUAGCUGUGUUUUUUUUCUUUUGUUUUUUGGGGAUUUUUUUGUUGCCAAAACCUGCUGUUUGUGCAGCCCUCGGAGCCUACUAGCUUUGCAUGCAUUCAUGUGCCAAGCAAGCAUAGGAGAGAGAAGCCACUUUAUAACAAACCCAAGUUUGUAUUUUUUUUAUAUAUGUAUAUAAUAUUUAGCAUAUAUAAGGAAGGAGUGUAGAAGUGGUUCUGGAAGCCGAGGCUAGUUCUGCACUGACAAAGGUCCAAAUGGUUUCCUGUGCAUGGGCUUGCAGGCGUACCUAGUGACUGACAUGCAACCUUUAAGAAGCAAUGGCCUGUUUCUUGGGUUCCCUCUCCCCUUUCCUGGACCAUUUUGUUAAUUAAAAUUCCUUCUGAAUGUC